AUGUCCAGCCAGCGCCCCAACCUCCCCACAAGAACCAGCCCCAGAGUGUGCCAGCCAGCCCCCGACCUCAACCAGUGUCUGCAACUGUCCAGCCUGCCCCAGAUAACAAGCCCCAGAGUGUGCCGGCCAGCCCCCUGGCCCCAACCAGUAUCUGCUACUGUCCAGCCUGCCCCAAAUAUCAAGCCUCAGAGUGCGCCAGCCAGCCUGCGGCCCCAGCCAGUGUCUGUCCUGGUACAUCCUUCGUCCCAGUCCGCCCCUGAUAGCCAGCCCCAGGGUGUGCCGGCUUCUCGGCCCCAGCGAGUCCAGCCACCGGCCCCAGUACAGCCACCGCUACCGCCGGCCGCCCGCCGGCCGCGGCCCAGCCCCUGUCUGUGCUGGAUCGCACGCCUCUGCGGUCUGGGUCCCCCCUCUGUAGAGACAGACCUGGUAUUGGAUGAAAUGGACACGGAUGAGGAGUGGGCACCCACGGCUGCUCAGACACUGGACUGGCUGCAAGCCGAGCUCGCCACUGUGACUGAGAAGCUCGCUUGGGUGCACCAGCAGGUAUCCCUGUCCCAGGUUGGCGGUGCGUAA
Molecule: messenger RNA, 573 nt
Organism: Portunus trituberculatus (swimming crab)
Lineage: Eukaryota; Metazoa; Arthropoda; Malacostraca; Decapoda; Portunidae
Product: vegetative cell wall protein gp1-like
Exons: 1
Coding region: 1-573 (190 amino acids)
Source: RefSeq, a predicted model, not a curated record